UUCUUAUCUCAUCCUAUGGUUCGUCCAGUGUUUUAUAUUUCGUUUAUGGUAAGGGACGUAUAUUAUCGUGUUAAAUAUGACUCAGUUAAUAAGAAAUUCUGUUCUUUUAUUAUUCACGGAAGAAUGUUUAGAUGAAUAUUUUGACGACUUAAAUUUUUUUCACGUUGGGUGUUUUAAAUCGACGCUGAGCAAAGUUUUAGGUCUUGCCAUUAUCAGUGGAUCUCUUCUUGUUAAAAUACCACAAAUUGUAAAAAUUCUUAGAAACAAAAGUGCAGAAGGUAUUAAUGUUUUUAGUGUAUUAUUGGAUUUAUUUGCCAUCACUGCAAUGGUAUCUUACAGUUUUAUAAGUGGUUUUCCAUUUAGUUCAUGGGGUGAUGGAGUUUUUUUAGGGUUACAAACAUUAGCAAUUGCUGUUUUAGUUUUACAUUUCAAUGGUAAUACAGCACAAGCAACUGCAUUCCUUAUAUGUUAUUUAGCAAUAUUACUUGCUAUUAUCAGUGAAUUGACUCCAGUUAAUCUUCUUUGGACUUGUCAAGCGUUAAAUAUACCUAUUGUAUUAAUUAGUAAGUUAAUUCAAGCUUAUACAAAUUAUAUUAAUGGAAAUACAGGACAAUUAUCAGCAGCGACAGGUUUUUUGUUAUUCUUUGGAUCUCUUGCUAGAAUAUUUACUUCUAUUGAAGAAACAGGAGAUAUGACAAUGGUAAUAAUGUACAUAUGUUCCACUACUGCAAAUGCUAUAAUAGCUGCUCAAAUUUUGUAUUAUUGGAAUAUCGAUACAAAGAAUAAGGGUAUAACAAAGAAGGAUCAAUAAAAUAAAUUAAUAAAAUUUGUUGUACUUUAAAAAUAAUGCAACGAAAUGAAAUGUAUAAAUGAAUGAAUAUAAAUCAAACAAAUUCUCUUAUAUUCGUAAUACAAGAUUUAUAUUUUAAUUAUUGUUUAUAAAUUUAUUUAAAAUGAUAAGUUAUGAUCUUAAAUUUUUUAUAAAUUAUAGUGUCUUAAAAAAUAUUGAAAUAAAAAUAAUAUGGAAAUA
Molecule: messenger RNA, 1030 nt
Organism: Apis florea (little honeybee)
Lineage: Eukaryota; Metazoa; Arthropoda; Insecta; Hymenoptera; Apidae
Product: mannose-P-dolichol utilization defect 1 protein homolog
Biological process (GO): oligosaccharide biosynthetic process
Source: RefSeq, a predicted model, not a curated record